Molecule: messenger RNA, 1341 nt
Organism: Closterium sp. Naga37s-1
Lineage: Eukaryota; Viridiplantae; Streptophyta; Zygnematophyceae; Desmidiales; Closteriaceae
Source: the annotation of a GenBank genome assembly
AUGGUUGUUAAUCAUGCUGUAUGGUGUGCUGUGCUAGUAGAUCCAGGGAUUGUUGAGGUGCGAACAUCUAAAGCGGGUGGAGGGAAGGUGGAUGAGAUGGGAUUAAGGGAAGUAGAACAGGAGGGAGAAAAGGGGAAGAGGGAGCAGUGGAAGGGUAGAGAGCGGGAGAGGGCGGAUGUGCGGGAGAUAGUGAGGGGGAUGGGAGAGGAGGGCAGUGAUGUGGGUGUGGUGGAUGGGGGGAGUGGGGCGAGCGUGGGGGACGAAUCGGAGGAAGAGGAAGGUGAAGUGAGAGAGAGCCAGGAAGUGGAAGAGGUUGAAGAAGUGAGGGUAGAGAAGGAGGAGAGGGGGCAUCGUGAGCAAGAGGAGAAGGAAGAAGCAGAGGAAAACGAGGAGAGGGGCGAUCGGAAUGAGUGGAGGGAAGAGGAGGAGGGGAAGGGAGAGAUGGGAGAGGAGGGAGAAGAGGGAGAUGAGGGAGAGGAGGUAGAGGGGGGAGAGGAGGAGGAGGAGGAGGAGGAGGGAGAGAAGGAAGAGAAGGGAGAGAAGAGAGGAAACGGAAGUGAGGCAGACAAUAGGCAGGGGAAGCACAGCGAGGCAUCGCACAGGAAGGUGAGGGGGGUGGAGGGGAACUGCCACCAUGCUGGACGGGCAUGCGUGCAGGGAAUGAAGGCAAGUGCACGUGGAGCAAGGCAGGCUGUGUGCCGAGGAGUGAAGGCACCGGGAGGGGAGGAAGAACAAGGGGGAGAUGAGGGAGAGGAGGACAAGGAGGUGAAGUCAAGUGGAGAUGUGGUGGAGGUGGCAAGCACACAUGCCAUCACCCUCAGCAGUAGCAGUGACGACAGUGAUGGGCGCGCGGGGCGUGGGGAGAGUGAGGAGAGUGAGGGGAGUGUGGAGAGUGGGGAGGCAGUGAAGAGCCAAGAGAGCAGGGGAGAACACGGCAGCAGCAGCAGCUCUGAUUCCGAAUCUUGGAGGGAUGAACGGAGAGUGGGGGACGACAGGAGGUGUAGGGUGGUGGAAGGGAGGGAGGCAGAGGGUAGGAGCGGCAGGGAGGAAGGGAGGCAUACGACAAGUCCAAAGGAGAGGUGGAGACGUGAGAAGCGGGGCAAAGGCGUGGCAGCAGGAGGUAUUGGCAGGCGGAGAAAGGUGCAACAGGUGCAGCAGCAGCAGUUGAGGGAGGGAGAGCUCCGGGUUAGGCAGGGAAAGGGAACGCGUGUGCACGCACAAGGAGGGUCGCAGCAGCUUUCGUCGCCUCCUCGAUUCCACUCCCCUUCGCUUGUAUCCUUUGGCAUGCAGUCGCUCUCCCUUCAAUCACCUGUGCCUGUGGUUGUGUCACACGCUGUAUAG